CUGAGGACCCAGCUCGAAGCGGCGGGGAGUGUACGGUAGCUGGAGUCCCAUCAACUCACCACACUUGUGAACCUGCUGGUGCUGUCGCCUGCGCCGGGGGUGCUGAUUCCUCCUCCCCCUCGUCCUUGAGGAGGAUGCGCUACAACGGGAAGGAGCUGGCCUGGCUGGCUAGGCAGCCUCGCGGCUUCCAGCGAGAGGGGCAGCUACUCGCGGGGAGCGUCCCCCCAGGAAGCCUCAUUCACCGACGGCCAGUCCUCUCGGAACGCUGGGGCCGUCUCAGAGGGAACCUUCUGUUCCUGCUCAAGUCACGUCACAAGGAGUCGGACGCAGAUGAGGUGGUGGUGUUGGAGAGGUGCGUCAUUUGUACGGACAACGACGGGCCGAACUGCGGUCUCACCAUCAGUUUCCCAGGCCCCGGGGUGUCUCUGUACCUGGAGGCCCCCGGCCGCUCGGAGCGCGACGCGUGGAGCCGCGCGCUGGGCCGCGCCAGCGCCGAGGCCCUGGCGGCCCGCGUGGCGGCGCUCCGCGCGGCCAUCUCCGGCCUCCGCGGCCUCGGCCCGCUGGCCCCCGGCGCCCCCAGCACCCCUCAGCCCCCCGGCCCCCGGGAGGGCGGCAACCCGGCGCUGGAGUUGAGCAUCGCUUGCCGGGGGUUGCCGUGCGGGCCAGGGGACAGUCCCCCGAGUCCGUUUGCCCGUGUCUACGCCCAGUGUGCACACGCCCAGACGUGGACGCUCCACUCGCGCACGGAGACCAUCGAGGCACCGCACCGAGCACCCCACCGCACGCCGCACCACGCGCCACACUACACCGCACUACACCGCACCACACCACACGCCACACUACACCGCACUACACCGCACCGCACUACCCCACACGCCACACUACACCGCGCUACACCACACACCACACUACACCGCACUACACCACACGCCGCGACGUGUGCGCCCGAGUUCCUGGCGAGCGCCGCGUUCUUCUGCGCUCCGCGCCCCCUGAGGAUCUGCGUCUCCGUGUGCGACUCCCGCGACCGGAGUGGUCCCGACGGAGUGAAGGUUCUGGGAAAGGUGGAAUGUUCGGUGGAGGAACUUCUGCGUGACGGAGGCAAGAUAAGCCUCCCUUUGAAGUGA
Molecule: messenger RNA, 1124 nt
Organism: Petromyzon marinus (sea lamprey)
Lineage: Eukaryota; Metazoa; Chordata; Hyperoartia; Petromyzontiformes; Petromyzontidae
Source: RefSeq, a predicted model, not a curated record